This is a messenger RNA of Hansenula anomala, 1530 nucleotides long. RefSeq names its product ribosome-binding protein NMD3 (gene NMD3). The transcript has a single exon. Gene Ontology annotation, biological process: ribosomal large subunit export from nucleus. Lineage: Eukaryota; Fungi; Ascomycota; Saccharomycetes; Phaffomycetales; Wickerhamomycetaceae. Bases 1 to 1530 code for a protein of 509 amino acids. Gene Ontology annotation, cellular component: nucleus; cytoplasm. Gene Ontology annotation, molecular function: ribosomal large subunit binding. The record is from RefSeq and is a predicted model, not a curated record.
AUGUCAUAUAUGCCUCUUCAACAUGAUCCACAACAGCAGACAGCAGCCACUGUUCUGUGUUGUAACUGUGGUGUUCCUAUGGAUGGUUCUACUGGUUUAGUUAUGUGUUAUGAUUGUAUCAAGUUAACAGUUGAUAUCACUGAAGGUAUUCCUCGUGAAUCUAAUGUUUCCUUCUGUAGAAACUGUGAAAGAUUCUUACAACCACCAGGACAAUGGAUUAGAGCUGAAUUAGAAUCAAGAGAGUUGUUAGCAUUAUGUCUUAGAAGAUUGAAAGGUUUAAAUAAAAUUAGAUUGAUUGAUGCUUCUUUUAUAUGGACAGAACCUCAUUCCCGUCGUAUCAAAGUGAAAUUAACAGUUCAAGGUGAAGCUAUGUCCAAUACCAUUGUUCAACAAAGUUUCGAAGUUGAAUAUGUCGUUAUUGCAAUGCAAUGUGCAGACUGUGCUAAAUCAUACACCACUCAUACUUGGAGAGCUGCUGUUCAAAUUAGACAAAAAGUUGCUCAUAAGAGAACUUUUUUGUAUUUAGAACAAUUGAUUUUGAAGCAUAAUGCUCAUGUUGAUACCAUUUCCAUUCAAGAAUCUAAAGAUGGUUUAGAUUUCUUUUAUUCCUCAAGAAGUCAUGCUCUAAAGAUGAUUGAUUUCUUGGGAUCAGUUGCUCCAAUCAAAUAUAAAAGAUCAGAAGAAUUAAUUUCACAAGAUAUCCAUGCAGGUACAAGUACCUAUAAAUUCUCCUUUUCUGUUGAAAUUGUCCCAAUAUGUAGGGAUGAUUUAGUUAUUUUACCUAAAAAACUUGCUCAUCAAUUGGGUGGUAUUUCACAAAUUGUCAUUUGUUCAAAAGUUUCAAAUACUAUUCAAUUUUUAGAUGUCAACACUUUACAAAUUGCUGAUGUUUCACCAACAGUUUAUUAUAAAAAACCAUUCCCAUCUUUAGCUGAAGCUUCUCAAUUAGUUGAAUUUAUUGUUUUAGAUGUUGAACCAACUGGUCAAAGUAAAGGUAAACACGUUUUGGCAGAUGUUACAUGUGCUAGAGCUGCAGACAUGGGUGUUAAUGAUCGUGAAUUUUAUGUCAGAUCUCAUCUUGGUGGUAUUUUACAUCCAGGUGAUUCAGUUAUGGGUUACUACACCACAAACUCCAAUUAUAAUCAUGAAUUAUGGGAUACUUUAGAUCCAUCAAACGUUCCAGAUGUCAUCUUAGUUAAGAAAUUCUACCAAAGAAAAACUCGUAAGAACAGAAACUGGAAAUUGAAGAGAAUGGCUAAAGAACAUGCUGAUAUUGUUGCAAAUGAAGAUUCAAGAGCUGCUAGACAAGAAGCUGAAAGAGCUGAAAAAGACUAUGAAUUGUUCUUGCAAGAAUUGGAAGAAGAUCAAGAAAUGAGACAUGCCAUCAACUUGUAUAAGGAUAACAAUCCUCCUAUUCAUAAAUCUACUGGUGAGGAUGAGAUGGAAGAAGAUGAAGAAGAAGGUGCACCAGGUGUUGACAUUGAUGAACUUUUGGACGAAUUGGACGAUAUGACUUUGGACGAUCAAUAG